AUGUCUUAUCAACAGCAGCAAUGUAAGCAGCCCUGCCAGCCACCUCCUGUGUGCCCCCUGCCAAAGCGUCCAGAGCCAUGUCCACCCAUGAAGUGCCCUCAGCCCUGCCCACCACCAAAGUGUCCACAGCCCUGCCCACCUCAGCAGUGCCAGCAGAAAUAUCCUCUGGUGACACCUUCCCCACCCUGCCAGCCAAAGUGUCCACCCAAGAGCAAGUAA
This is a messenger RNA of Gorilla gorilla gorilla (western lowland gorilla), 219 nucleotides long. RefSeq names its product small proline-rich protein 2D-like. The record is from RefSeq and is a predicted model, not a curated record. Gene Ontology annotation, cellular component: cornified envelope. Bases 1 to 219 code for a protein of 72 amino acids. The transcript has a single exon. NCBI's taxonomy places the organism in Eukaryota, Metazoa, Chordata, Mammalia, Primates, Hominidae.